Molecule: messenger RNA, 1278 nt
Organism: Trichoderma gamsii
Lineage: Eukaryota; Fungi; Ascomycota; Sordariomycetes; Hypocreales; Hypocreaceae
Product: phosphatidic acid phosphatase beta
Exons: 2
Coding region: 1-1278 (425 amino acids)
Biological process (GO): phospholipid metabolic process
Molecular function (GO): phosphatidate phosphatase activity
Source: RefSeq, a predicted model, not a curated record
AUGGCGCUCUUUGGUGGACGCAGAGCCCGAGCCUCGCCGGGGGCCACUAACGGGGCGACGACGACGACGCCGACGAAGCGUCGAGGAUUUGGAUUUGGACGUGGUGGUCGCAAGAACCGUCAGGCGUACGCGAUGCACACGCGUCCCAGCUUUGGACAGUGGCUCAAGGUUACUUGGCUGGAUAUCCUGACCAUGGUGGCUAUGGGCGCUAUUGGCCUUGGUGUCUACGAAGCCAAGCCUGCACCGACUCGGUCGUUCCCCGUUACCUUUUCUGACGGCGAGAUUGUCUGGCCCGAGUUUGGCUACCCCCUCCGCAAGGAGAUUAUCCCCAUCUGGCUCGCUGCGUUCCUCGCUGCCAUCAUCCCCAUCGCGGUCAUCCUGGUGAUGCAGAUCCGCAUCCGCUCCUUCUGGGACGUCAACAACGGUGUCAUCGGUCUUCUGUACUCGCUCAUCUCCGCCGCCGUCUUCCAGGUCUUCUGCAAGUGGCUCAUUGGCGGCCUCCGCCCUCACUUUCUCGACGUCUGCAAGCCGGACAUCAGCCGCGUGACCAACCAAGGCCUCGACAGGAGCGGCUUCACGCAAAUCUACUACACCCGCGACAUCUGCACGGGAGACCCAGACCAGAUUGACGACAGCCUGGAGUCGUUCCCCAGCGGCCAUACGACGGCCGCCUUUGCGGGCUUCGUCUUCCUGUCCCUGUACCUCAACGCCAAGCUCAAGGUCUUCUCCAACUACCACCCGGCCAUGUGGAAGCUCAUCGUCAUCUACGCGCCCAUCCUCGGCGCGGUGCUCAUCGGCGGUGCGCUCACUAUUGACGAGUUCCACAACUGGUACGACGUGGUGGCUGGCGCCAUUAUCGGUACUGUCAUGGCCUUUUCGGCAUACCGCAUGACAUACGCCGCCAUCUGGGACUGGCGCUUCAACCACAUCCCGCUGAACCGCGGCGUGGCGUUCCCCUACAUGGCUGGCAAUGGAGACUUGUUUGGAGCGACGUUUACGAGGCGUGUGGGCUGGGGAAGUGAGAGCUUUGCGGGUCGUGGAGAUGGUGUUGGUGCUGCCGGAGUUGGAUCUGGUUUUACUCAUGACAAGAUGGGACACCAUGGCAAUGGGUACCACAAUGGCGUUGAUGGCGUGAAUGGACAUCACAACGGCGUUGGUGCGAUUAAUGGACAUCAUGCGAAUGGCGUGACUGGAGCGAAUGGAGAGUAUGCGAACCCGACGGUGCCUAGACGGGCGGUUGGGGGAGAGAUGCACCCUCAUGGAGAUCAGAUGGUGUAA